AUGUCGAAAAGUAUUGAUAUAUCGAUAAGUAUCGAUAUAUCGAUAAGUAUCGAUAUAUCGAAAAGUAUCGAUAUGCCGAAAAGUAUCGAUAUAUCGAUAAAUAUUGAUAAGUAUCGAAAAGAUAUAGAUAAGUAUCGAAAAGAUAUCGAUAAGUAUCGAAAAGAUAUCGAAAAGUAUCGAAAAGACAUCGAAAAGUAUCGAAAAGAUAUCGAAAAGAUAUCGAAAAGUAUCGAAAAGAUAUCGAAAAGUAUCUAUAUAUAUCGAAAAGUAUCUAUAUAUAUCGAAAAGUAUCUAUAUAUAUCGAAAAUAUCGAUAUAUGAGUACCGAAAAGAUAUCGAAAAGUACCGAAAAGAUAUCGAAAAGUACCGAAAAGAUAUCGAAAAGUACCGGAAAGAUAUCGAAAAGUACCGAAAAGAUAUCGAAAAGUACCGAAAAGAUAUCGAAAAGUACCGAAAAGAUUUCGAAAAGUACCGAAAAGAUUUCGAAAAGUACCGAAAAGAUAUCGAAAAGUACCGAAAAGAUAUCGAAAAGUACCGAAAAGAUAUCGACAAGUACCGAAAAGAUAUCGACAAGUACCGAAAAGAUAUCGACAAGUACCGAAAAGAUAUCGACAAGUACCGAAAAGAUAUCGAAAAGUAUCGAAAAGAUAUCGAAAAGUAUCGAAAAGAUAUCGAAAAGUAUCAUAAAGAUAUCGAAAAGUAUCGAAAAGAUAUCGAAAAGUAUCGAUGUAUCGAUAAGUAUAAGUACCGAAAAGAUAUCGACAAGUACCGAAAAGAUAUCGACAAGUACCGAAAAGAUAUCGACAAGUACCGAAAAGAUAUCGAAAAGUAUCGAAAAGAUAUCGAAAAGUAUCGAAAAGAUAUCGAAAAGUAUCGUAAAGAUAUCGAAAAGUAUCGAACAGAUAUCGAAAAGUAUCGAUAUAUCGAAAAGUAUCGAAAAGAUAUCGAAAAGUAUCGAAAAGAUAUCGAAAAGUAUCAUAAAGAUCGAAAAGUAUCUAAAAGAUAUCGAAAAGUAUCGAUAUAUCGAAAAAAAAGGUAUCGAAAAGUAGCGAAAAGAUAUCGAAAAGUACCGGAAAGAUAUCGAAAAGUACCGAAAAGAUAUCGAAAAGUACCGAAAAGAUAUCGAAAAGUACCGAAAAGAUAUCGAAAAGUAUCGAAAAGAUAUCGAAAAGUAUCGAAAAGAUAUCGAAAAAAUCGAUAUAUCGUAAAGUAUCGAUAUAUCGAAAAGUACCGAUAUAUCGAAAAGUACCGAAAAGAUAUCGAAAAGUAUCGAAAAGAUAUCGAAAAGUACCGAAAAGAUAUCGAAAAGUACCGAAAAGAUAUCCAAAAGUACCGAAAAGAUAUCGAAAAGUACCGAAAAGAUAUCGAAAAGUACCGAAAAGAUAUCGAAAAGUACCGAAAAAUUUUCGAAAAGUAUCGAAAAGAUAUCGAUAAGUAUCGAAAAGAUAUCGAUAAGUAUUUAUAUAUAAUGAAAAUAUCGAUAUAUAAUGAAAAGUAUCGAAAAGAUAUCGAUAAGUAUCGAAAAGAUAUCGAUAAGUAUCGAAAUUUUAUAGAUAAGUAUCGAAAAGAUAUCGAAAAGUAUCGAAAAGAUAUCGAAAAGUAUCGAAAAUACAUCGAAAAGUAUCGAAAAGAUAUGGAAAAGUAUCGAAAAGAUAUCGAAAAGUGUCUAUAUAUAAUGAAAAAUAUCGAUAAGUAUCGAAAAGAUAUCGAUAAGUAUCGAAAAGAUAUCGAUAAGUAUCGAAAAGAUAUCGAUAAGUAUCGAAAAGAUAUAGAUAAGUUUCGAAAAGAUAUCGAAAAGUAUCGAAAAGACAUCGAAAAGUAUCGAAAAGUUAUCGAAAAGUAUCGAAAAGAUAUCGAAAAGUAUCGAAAAGUUAUCGAAAAGUAUCGAAAAGAUAUCGAAAAGUAUCGAAAAGAUAUCGAAAAGUAUCGAAAAGAUAUCGAAAAGUAUCUAUAUAUAUCGAAAAUAUCGAUAUAUAAGUACCGAAAAGAUAUCGAAAAGUACCGAAAAGAUAUCGAAAAGUAUCGAAAAGAUAUCGAAAAGUAUCGAAAAGAUAUCGAAAAGUAUCGAAAAGAUAUCAAAAAGUAUCGAUAUAUCGAUAAUAUCGAAAAGAUAUCGAAAAGAUCGAAAAGUAUCGAGAAGAUAUCGCAAAGUAUCGAUAUAUCGAUAAGUAUCGAUAUAUCGAAAAGUAUCGAUAUAUCGAUAAGUAUCGAUAUAUCCGAUAUAUCGAUAAUAUCGAUAUAUAAUGAAAAGUAUCGAAAAGAUAUCGAAAAGUAUCGAAAAGAUAUCGAAAAGUAUCGAAAAGAUAUCGAAAAGUAUCGAAAAGUAUCGAAAAGAUAUCGAAAAGUAUCGAAAAGAUCGAAGAAAAGAUAUCGAAAAAAUCGAUAUAUCGUAAAGUAUCGAUAUAUCGAAAAGUACCGAUAUAUCGAAAAGUACCGAAAAGAUAUCGAAAAGUAUCGAAAAGAUAUCGAAAAGUACCGAAAAGAUAUCGAAAAGUACCGAAAAGAUAUCCAAAAGUACCGAAAAGAUAUCGAAAAGUACCGAAAAGAUAUCGAAAAGUACCGAAAAGAUAUCGAAAAGUACCGAAAAAUUUUCGAAAAGUAUCGAAAAGAUAUCGAUAAGUAUCGAAAAGAUAUCGAUAAGUAUUUAUAUAUAAUGAAAAUAUCGAUAUAUAAUGAAAAGUAUCGAAAAGAUAUCGAUAAGUAUCGAAAAGAUAUCGAUAAGUAUCGAAAAGAUAUCGAUAAGUAUCGAAAAGAUAUCGAUAAGUAUCGAAAUUUUAUAGAUAAGUAUCGAAAAGAUAUCGAAAAGUAUCGAAAAGAUAUCGAAAAGUAUCGAAAAGACAUCGAAAAGUAUCGAAAAGAUAUCGAAAAGAUAUCGAAAAGUAUCGAAAAGAUAUCGAAAAGUAUCGAAAAGAUAUCGAAAAGUACCGAAAAAAUAUCGAAAAGUAUCGAUAUAUCGAAAAAUAUCGAAAAGUACCGAGAAGAUAUCGAAAAGUACCGAAAAGAUAUCGAAAAGUAUCGAAAAGAUAUCGAAAAGUAUCGAAAAGAUAUCGAACAGUAUCGAUAUAUAUCGAAAAGCAUCGAUAUAUAUCGAAAAGUAUCUAUAUAUAAGGAAAAGUAUCGAUAUAUAAGGAAAAUAUCGAUAUAUAAUGAAAAGUAUCGAAAAGAUAUCGAAAAGUAUCGAAAAGAUAUCAAAAAGUAUCGAAAAGAUAUCGAAAAGUAUCGAAAAGAUAUCGAAAAGUAUCGAUAUAUCGAUAAGUAUCGAUAUAUCGAUAAGUAUCGACAUAUCGAUAAUACCGAUAUAUCGAAAAGUACCGAAAAGAUAUCGAAAAGUAUCGAAAAGAUAUCGAAAAGUAUCGAAAAGAUAUCGAAAAGUAGCGAAAUAAUAUCGAAAAGUAUCGAAAAGAUAUCGAAAAGUAUCGAAAAGAUAUCGAAAAAUAUCGAUAAGUAUCGAAAAGAUAUCGAUAAGUAUCGAAAAGAUAUCGAUAAGUAUCGGAAAGAUAUCGAUAAGUAUCGAAAAGAUAUAGAUAAGUUUCGAAAAGAUAUCGAAAAGUAUCGAAAAGACAUCGAAAAGUAUCGAAAAGUUAUCGAAAAGUAUCGAAAAGAUAUCGAAAAGUAUCGAAAAGUUAUCGAAAAGUAUCGAAAAGAUAUCGAAAAGUAUCGAAAAGAUAUCGAAAAGUAUCGAAAAGAUAUCGAAAAGUAUCGAAAAGAUAUUGAAAAGUAUCGAAAAGAUAUCGAAAAGUAUCUAUAUAUAUCGAAAAUAUCGAUAUAUAAGUACCGAAAAGAUAUCGAAAAGUACCGAAAAGAUAUCGAAAAGUACCGAAAAGAUAUCGAAAAGUAUCGAAAAGAUAUCGAAAAGUAUCGAAAAGUUAUCGAAAAGUAUCGAAAAGAUAUCAAAAAGUAUCGAUAUAUCGAUAAGUAUCGAAAAGAUAUCGAAAAGUAUCGAUAUAUCGAUAAUAUCGAUAUAUCGAUAAGUAUUGAUAUAUCCGAUAUAUCGAUAAGUAUCGAUAUAUCGAAAAAUAUCGAAAAGUACCGAAAAGAUAUCCAAAAGUACGGAAAAGGUAUCGAAAAGUACCGAAAAGGUAUCGAAAAGUACCGAAAAUAUAUCGAAAAGUAUCGAAAAGAUAUCGAAAAGUAUCGAAAAAAUAUCGAAAAGUAUCGAAAAGAUAUUGAAAAGUAUCGAAAAGAUAUCGAAAAGUAUCUAUAUAUAAUGAAAAUAUCGAUAUAUAAUGAAAAGUAUCGAAAAGAUAUCGAUAAGUAUCGAAAAGAUAUCGAUAAGUAUCGAAAAGAUAUCGAUAAGUAUCGAAAAGAUAUCGAUAAGUAUCGAAAAGAUAUAGAUAAGUAUCGAAAAGGUAUCGAUAAGUAUCGAAAAGAUAUCGAAAAGUAUCGAAAAGAUAUCGAAAAGUAUCGAAAAGACAUCGAAAAGUAUCGAAAAGAUAUCGAAAAGAUAUCGAAAAGUAUCGAAAAGAUAUCGAAAAGUAUCGAAAAGAUAUCGAAAAGUAUCUAUAUAUAUCGAAAAAAUCGAUAUAUCGAUAAGUACCGAAAAGAUAUCGAAAAGUACCGAAAAGAUAUCGAAAAGUACCGAAAAGAUAUCGAAAAGUACCGAAAAGAUAUCAAAAAGUACCGAAAAGAUAUCGAAAAGUACCGAAAAGAUAUCGAAAAGUACCGAAAAGAUUUCGAAAAGUACCGAAAAGAUAUCGAAAAGUACCGAAAAGAUAUCGAAAAGUACCGAAAAUAUAUCGAAAAGUACCGAAAAGAUAUCGAAAAGUACCGAAAAGAUAUCGAAAAGUACCGAAAAGAUAUCGAAAAGUACCGAAAAGAUAUCGAAAAGUACCGAAAAGAUAUCGACAAGUACCGAAAAGAUAUCGAAAAGUACCGAAAAGAUAUCGAAAAGUAUCGAAAAGAUAUCGAAAAGUAUCGUUAA
This is a messenger RNA of Schistocerca nitens (vagrant locust), 4920 nucleotides long. RefSeq names its product repetitive organellar protein-like. Bases 1 to 4920 code for a protein of 1639 amino acids. The record is from RefSeq and is a predicted model, not a curated record. Lineage: Eukaryota; Metazoa; Arthropoda; Insecta; Orthoptera; Acrididae. The transcript is spliced from 23 exons.